GUCUCGUUUAGUGCCUUUUUUUUUUAUUAUUUGUUUGUCUCUAUAGAAUCUGAGAAACCGUGUAGCCAGCUUUCUGGCUCACCUACCUCACUAACUAUCCCUUAAAGAGACCAAUUCUGUGUCAUAAUAUAUUUAUAAGACAAAAACAAGUGAAAAAGAUUACGUCUUUUUUGGUUUUAAAGACCAUUGAAUUAUGGGUUUCACUUGUAUUGUUUCUUGGGUUAGUGGGGUCCAUAGAGUUGAGUUUCAUUGACAAUGUUGUAGGAGAUAGAUUUCCACCAAAACACACCUCCAACAACCCCAUCACCAACAACCCUUCUCUUAUGUUCCCUUAAAAACCUUGUUGGAGGGGGUGUUUUGUUUUGUUUGUUUUUUUUUGGUUUGCAUUUGCUUUGUGAAAUUUGCAGUCCUUUUCACUUUUUAAUGGCUGCUUCUCACAUAUGGGUUAGCCCUUUAAGGCCUCAUUCUAAUGUAGGUGUGUCAGAUUUGGGGUUAAGGAGAUGUGUGGAUAUGAGGUGCAAUUGGGAUCUUGAGAGGCUCCCUAGAUGGGAAUGUUGUUGUUUGAGUGUUUUGGCUCAAAGAGCUAUCACUCCUGUUGAAGAUGAGAAGCCUUUAAUUCCUCAGGUGGAGACUUCUGAGGCAAUUGAUCAGGUUCAGGACACUCAGUCCAGGGGGUUUCACAAGGAUUUGAACCUUCUUCCUAAACCGUUAUCUGCUACAGAUAUUUUUUCUUCUCCUCGAAAUAGUGCAAAAGUACGGGUUGCAUAUCAGGGGAUGCCAGGUGCCUACGGUGAGGCUGCUGCGCUCAAAGCAUAUCCAAAGUGUGAAACUGUCCCAUGUGAAGAGUUUGAAGCUGCUUUCAAGGCAGUUGAACUCUGGCUAGUGGAUAAAGCAGUCCUCCCCAUUGAGAGUUCAGUGGGUGGCAGCAUCCACCGCAAUUAUGAUUUACUCCUUCGCCAUAGGCUGCAUAUAGUAGGGGAGGUGCAGAUGGUAGUUAACCAUUGCCUUUUGGGAUUGCCUGGUGUACAGAAGGAGGAAUUGAAACGUGUUUUGAGCCACCCCCAGGCACUUGAUCAAUGUGACAUGAUAUUGACCAAAUUAGGUGUUGUCAGAGUUAGUACUGAUGAUACUGCAGGUGCUGCUCUGAUGGUUGCGGCAAGUGGUGAAAGAGAUUCUGGUGUGAUCGCUAGUGAUCGUGCAGCAGAAAUCUAUGGCCUUAACAUUCUAUUGGAAAAAAUCCAGGAUGAUGAUGAUAAUAUUACCCGCUUUUUGAUACUUGCAAGAGAACCUAUAAUUCCUGGAACUGACAGGCCCCAUAAGACAAGCAUUGUUUUCACUCUGGAAGAAGGUCCUGGCAUGCUGUUCAAAGCACUAGCGGUGUUUGCUUCGAGGGACAUUAACUUGACAAAGAUAGAGAGUCGCCCACAAAGAAAGCGUCCAUUAAGGGUUGUUGAUGAUUCUAACAAGGGAAGUGCCAGGUACUUUGAUUACCUUUUCUACAUUGACUUUGAAGCUUCCAUGGCAGAACCUCGGGCUCAGCACGCUAUGGCACAUUUGCAGGAAUUUGCUAGCUUUCUUCGUGUUCUUGGCUGCUAUGCAACAGAUUCAGCUCUUUAGAUGGUCAUCCAACCUGAAACAGAGAGAUUAUGAUUCAGCUUUUGUUGCUGUACAUAUGCAUGAUUCAGAUAAAUCUAGAGUUGGAGAAGAGAUCCCUGGGGUGUCCUGGAAACGUUCUCUUUGGCAUGAUCUCUCCUCCAUUUUCAAUUCUCUUUCAUAAUUCUUUUCACUCCCCCAAAAUUGGGGUUUCAAGGUGUAAGUUGUAACCAUUGGAAGCCUAAAUAGACUCUGCAUUCACACGGUUUCUUUAAACAAUUAGUGCAUGAGAUGUGUAUCCCUUUCACUCCUCCAAUAUUUUUGGACCUGCAAGAUUUAAUAACAUGGUCUUUAAAGCAUUGAUAGUUUUA
Messenger RNA from Populus trichocarpa (black cottonwood), 1964 nucleotides. Its product is annotated as arogenate dehydratase/prephenate dehydratase 1, chloroplastic. The record is from RefSeq and is a predicted model, not a curated record. NCBI's taxonomy places the organism in Eukaryota, Viridiplantae, Streptophyta, Magnoliopsida, Malpighiales, Salicaceae. Bases 424 to 1617 code for a protein of 397 amino acids. Gene Ontology annotation, biological process: L-phenylalanine biosynthetic process. The transcript has 11 exons. Gene Ontology annotation, molecular function: arogenate dehydratase activity; prephenate dehydratase activity. Gene Ontology annotation, cellular component: chloroplast; cytoplasm.